GAGAUCAAAGCCAUGGAUCUGUUCGAGACGAUCAUCACGAGGACUAAUUCGCCCCGUUUUGCUGAAAUCAGUGCCGGAAUAUUGGCUAACAUUGCCAUCAAUUCAGACAUUUGUCUCAAUUUGGCGAAUAAACAACACUUCAGACAAUUAAUCGUGGAUUCGAUGAGCUCUUCGGACAUACCAUUCGUGAUACAAGUGAUACGUAUAGUGAGCGCAUCCCUGAGCAACAGUGAGACACAGGCGCUGUGGCUGCAGACCAUCCGCGACAACAGCGACCACUUCCUGCAGACCAUUCACUACACACUCGAGAACUGUUUGAAUUGCGAUCUCCUGAAGAGCGUGAUUCUGGUGAUCAACAAAAUGCUGUACUUAGACGACACGAUCGGCCAGUUGUGGCUCGCGUUUGACCGGCGAUACGAGUGCGUC
Messenger RNA from Oppiella nova, 426 nucleotides. The record is from the annotation of a GenBank genome assembly. Lineage: Eukaryota; Metazoa; Arthropoda; Arachnida; Sarcoptiformes; Oppiidae.